CAGACGCUAAAGUUCAGAGGUCAAACAAACAGUUGUGCCGUUUAUUUUUUCUCGUGUCGUUGACGAUGCUCAGAAUCAGGAGAGUUUGCGGUCAUUUGUCGCCUUCGAAUACGUUGGAGAUGCGACGGGAGCUGCGGAGCGUCGAGUGCGGAGCGGCGAGGAGGAGGAGCGGGGAGGAGGUGGUGGUGGUGCACGGCCUGAGGAGCGCCGUGGGGAAGGCCAGGAGGGGCUCCUUCAAGGAUACGACGCCGGACGAGCUGCUGAGUGCCGUGAUGGCGGCCGUCCUGAGAGACGUGGGACUGAAGCCCGAGCAGCUUGGAGACGUCUGCGUGGGUAACGUGCUGCAGCCCGGCGCCGGCUGCCUGAUGGCCAGAGUGGCUCACUUCCUCAGCGGGUUCCCAGAGACGGUUCCUGUUUACACGGUUAACAGACAGUGUUCAUCUGGACUGCAGGCGCUGUUGAACAUCGCAGGAGCCAUCAGGAGCCACUCCAUUGACCUCGGCCUCGCCUGCGGCGUGGAGAGCAUGUCGCUCCGGUCAGCCAGUAACCCGGGAGAUCUGAGCUCCAGGUUAGUGGACAACGAGAAGGCCAGAGACUGUCUGAUCCCGAUGGGCAUCACUUCGGAGAACGUCGCCGAGCGAUUCGGCGUCUCCAGAGAGAAACAGGACGUCUUCGCCUGCAGCUCUCAGCAAAAGGCGGCGCGGGCACAGAAGGCGGGACUCUUCGAGCAGGAGAUCGUUCCCAUCACCACCAGGUUUGUGGACGAUGACGGUAACGAGCAUGUUGUCACGGUGACGAAGGAUGACGGCAUCAGACCUGGAACCACGUUAGCCGGCCUCAGCAAACUGCGUCCAGCCUUCAAACCCGACGGCAGCACGACGGCAGGAAACGCCAGCCAGGUGAGCGACGGCGCGGCGGCUGUGCUGAUUGGCCGCAGGUCUGCAGUGGCGGCUUUGGGUCUGCCCGUUCUGGGCAUCUUAAGGGCCAGUGCGGUGGUGGGCGUGCCUCCUGAUGUGAUGGGCAUUGGCCCCGCCUUCGCCAUCCCAGUAGCUCUGCAGCAGGCAGGGUUAACGGUGGACGACAUUGAUGUCUUUGAAAUCAAUGAGGCUUUCGCCAGUCAGGCCGUGUACUGCGUGGAAAAGCUGGGGAUUCCGCUGGAGAAGGUGAAUCCUAACGGGGGCGCCAUCGCUUUGGGUCACCCUCUGGGCUGCACCGGUGCUCGCCAGGUGGUGACGCUGCUCCAUGAGCUCCGACGCCGAGGUCGAAGGGCCUAUGGCGUCGUGUCCAUGUGCAUCGGCACUGGAAUGGGAGCUGCUGCCAUCUUUGAAUAUCCUGGACCGUGAGACCAGAAACACAACCUGUUCCUGUGAUUAACCUCCCAAUAAUCUCAUAUCGCCAUCUGGUGGCCAUAUGCAGGACUGCAGUUCGCAAGAAAAUUUUUACAAUAAAAUUGAGUGUAAUCAGUUGGAAAAAUAGAUUUCAUGUUAUUUGGACAACAAUACAGUUUUUCCUUUUAUCAGGGUUCGUGAAUGUCUUGAUGGGUGAUGAACCUUUGGGUUUGUAAAAUUAAAGGAGCACGUCUGUAUGUAUAAACACGGCUAAACAGCUCAGUGGCAUUUUUAAUCCAUCAUAGCUUAAAAAAAAGUCCUUUAAUCAAUGAUGUUACUAAGAUAGCUUAUUUAUUUUAUUUUGUUGACGUCUAAUUUAACUUUCCAACUGUGACGUGAUAUUUGUGUUGAUCAGUUUAACGGUGACACGGCGGCUGCGGC
This is a messenger RNA of Thalassophryne amazonica, 1769 nucleotides long. It is a transcript of the gene acaa1, whose product is annotated as acetyl-CoA acyltransferase 1. Gene Ontology annotation, cellular component: peroxisome. The record is from RefSeq and is a predicted model, not a curated record. NCBI's taxonomy places the organism in Eukaryota, Metazoa, Chordata, Actinopteri, Batrachoidiformes, Batrachoididae. Gene Ontology annotation, molecular function: acetyl-CoA C-acyltransferase activity. The transcript has 12 exons. The coding region runs from base 66 to 1343 and encodes 425 amino acids. Gene Ontology annotation, biological process: fatty acid beta-oxidation; phenylacetate catabolic process.